AUUACCAAAAGGCGGAAACAUUCAACUCAAGUCCAACAACGCAGCUUCUCAGGGGAGACGUCCAUUCAAUACACUCUUGAUCAGGUGGAAGGUCAUUUGGUGAAUUCUGACCACAGAUUUGAGUCUGCGAUUGCUGUGAGUCCAGACCGAAUGUCGACACCGGCCUUGACCCCCCCGUCCUCUCCAAGUGGCGAAGCCACAUCUCGCGUGGCAUCCGAUCUCCACAGACUUCUGCACAGACAUGGCAUUGCGGCAGACAAGACUGAAUGGGAUAGAUGUAUGCACACUUUUUGCAACGAGAUUCACACCAUGUAUCCACUCCUUCAUCUCCCGACGCUGUGGCAUCGAUACACGGAGAUGUGGGCCACAUGGUCUUUGGCAGAUCCGGAGCGCCGUAUGCCGAUCGGCCGCCACAAACAAUUUGCGAUGGCUCAGCUACUGAUUUGUCUUGCCACGGGACGUUGUACCGCAUCCCCUCGCAUCGCUGGUGCAGAGGCUCGGCACUCUGCGGGUUGGAGUCUAUACAGAGCGGCGGCAGAGCUCGUCGGCGACAUACUCAAUUGCUUUGAGGAGUGCUCCGAUCAGGUCUUGGUGCUGCAGACUCUAGCUUUGAUGGUCAUUUAUCUCUUCCGUUUGGAUAUAAUUGGCAGGGCAGAAAAGCUCCUCGCGAUUGCCAUUUCUCACGCUCAGUACCUGGGGCUUCAUCGGUCCCUGCCUGCUAUGGACGGGCUGAAACCAUCCGACGUCGAAAUCAAUCGGCGGCUUUGGUGGUGUCUCUAUACCAUGGAUCGCCGACUCGCCAUUGACACUGGACGCCCAUUUCUAAUCCAAGACAUGAACGUGAAUACACCACUACCACAGGGCCUAGAUGAUGAUUGCCUCUUUUAUCGUCAAGUGUGCACAAAUUUGAGUCUAGCCUCCGCUCCGAAAACACACGGCAGAGCCACAGGCGCAGUGACCCCAAUCCCGUAUCUUGCUGCAAUGGUGAUCUAUUCUCGAGUGCUGGCAAAGGUUUGGGAGGGGAUGUACGGCGCUGAUUCAGCCAUGCAGUCUUCUCCUCGAAACAGUCACCUGCUUCGCGAACAUUUCGAGCACUUGAUCUCUCGGGCGCAAAGGGAGGUUCCACCAGAGUUUGUCUACCACCUUGGGCAGGAGGAAUCCCAAUCCAAGAAGCCAGUAGGCUGGCUAGCCAAGCAGCAAAAGCUCAUGCGGGUCCGAUGGCUCUCGCUGCGUCUACUCAUCCGCAGGCCCAUGCUUCAAGAGACCACCUCUUCCCCAGCCAUCAUUCUUACCGGGCUGGACAAUGAACGGAUCUGUGCACAAAUUGCCAGUGACGUGAUUCAAGAUUGCAUUGAGAUUUGCGAGGAGCAGACGGUCUUCACAUAUCCUUUUUUUCAUUAUCUACUGAGCGCUGCCAUCAUCUCAAUCGGACUCAUAAUAAAACAGCCGUCUUGCAAGGAUGCAUUUGGCGACAUGGCCCUGAAAGCAAUUCAUGCUUUGGAAUCCUACCCUCGUAAAACAUGGAUCUCAGGGAAGUUGAUCCGGAACGUGUCAAAGCUGGGUCACAUCGUACGGCGAGUCAUG
Molecule: messenger RNA, 1584 nt
Organism: Aspergillus brunneoviolaceus CBS 621.78
Lineage: Eukaryota; Fungi; Ascomycota; Eurotiomycetes; Eurotiales; Aspergillaceae
Product: fungal specific transcription factor domain-containing protein
Exons: 3
Biological process (GO): positive regulation of transcription from RNA polymerase II promoter by galactose; DNA-templated transcription
Cellular component (GO): nucleus
Molecular function (GO): RNA polymerase II cis-regulatory region sequence-specific DNA binding; DNA-binding transcription factor activity, RNA polymerase II-specific; zinc ion binding
Source: RefSeq, a predicted model, not a curated record